This is a messenger RNA of Serendipita indica DSM 11827, 1065 nucleotides long. The record is from the annotation of a GenBank genome assembly. NCBI's taxonomy places the organism in Eukaryota, Fungi, Basidiomycota, Agaricomycetes, Sebacinales, Serendipitaceae.
AUGCCUUUCGCAAACCUUACUCAACGUGAUAAGGAUGCAUUCUUUGCGCUAUUGGACGAAUACUUUGAAUCACGACCACAUCUUUUCCAGAACACAGUAAAUGCAGGAGCCGCAACGUCGAUGACGAACGGAACUGCCGUGGCAAAACCAGCACCAAGCGUGGUAAACACGCCGCCCAGAACACCUGCCCGAGCGCUGUCUACAAGCUCCAAUACAUCCCAACAAGCUACGUCGACACCUCCUAUACCAAAGCCGCGAUCUUCGGGACCUCCAGCUGUCCCGGCACGCACCGCAACGCCGCGUAUUGUCGAGCCCGCACCUGAAGAGCACGAAGCGCGUGACAAUGACAAUGAUUCGAUAGAUAGCGCACCGGUUUCGGUAUCAAGUCGAAUCGCCGCAGCGCAAGCCGCAUUUGGAAACAGUCUGGGUCCUGGCAAUGGACGUCCCCCGGUCCCUUCUCAACGUCGCUUCUCCUCAGCCUCCAAUGCCAGCAAUACCAGCCAAGCAAAAGCUGCUUCACCACCUCCUACGCAGACUCAUUUUCAUACUCCACCGACCACGACUUCAUCCUCACCACCACCUCCGCCGGCACGCGCAAAUUCUGGUGCAAAUGCGCCUAGUACCCCAAAUGGGAGUGCCAAUGGCCUCGUGAGCUCACGAGGGAUGGGCAGCAUCGACACCUCGUCUGCAGGUGCCGCUGUUAGCACUGUCUUCUCAUUCAAGGGCAUGGGUAAGAACGAGAAGAAACCGACGGGUGUUCAUGUACAGCAAAAGAGUGCCUUUGAAAGGCCCAAGACCAAGGAUACGUAUGCACCCCCACCCUCCAGAUCGACUCCAAAGGUAGAGGAACCGCCUGUGACAAUGCAAGGGGACGACGACGGCGAGUACGCAAAAGGAGAAUGGGUAGAGGCGCUCUACGAUUUUGAUAGCUCGGACGCGACGGAUCUCCCAUUCAAAGCCGGACAACAAGUCUUUGUGACUGAGCGCACGUCAAAGGACUGGUGGAUGGCUCAAUCAGGAGAUAAGGAAGGUCUUAUUCCGGCAGCUUAUGUCAAGGUUCUCUGA